Molecule: messenger RNA, 3914 nt
Organism: Diachasmimorpha longicaudata
Lineage: Eukaryota; Metazoa; Arthropoda; Insecta; Hymenoptera; Braconidae
Gene: Tmem63
Product: CSC1-like protein 2
Exons: 6
Coding region: 468-2750 (760 amino acids)
Cellular component (GO): plasma membrane
Molecular function (GO): calcium-activated cation channel activity
Source: RefSeq, a predicted model, not a curated record
AGUCUGGUUUUGCAACAAAAAUAAUUGAUGGGUAAUUCAUGUCAUGUCCUGUUUACAACAGUUUUUAUUAUUCCUUUUACAAACAAUGAAUUUUUCUAAAAAACUUUAUGUUAUUUAAAGAUUAUCAUUUUACUUAUUUAUUUUUUUAAGUAUUAUUAUUAUUGUUAUUAUUAUUAUUUAAGUUCAUUGUACACGUGUCCCUUUUUCCUACGAUGCCCUUUAUUUAAACUGUGCCCUUCCUCGCUGUCACUUUCCCUUCUGCGCACGCGCAGUGACUCGAAAAUGUCAAAUUAGGUUAGAUCAAAUAUUUGGAGAAGUACUGGUGUGAGUUGUGUUGAAAAAAGCAAACAAUAAAGACGUAGAGAACAAGGCUCUUGAACAAUAUGUCAAGUUGACGCCAAUUUUUACAUAGAAAUGUUGUCAUUGUGCAGUGACGUUGUAUAAAUUAACCAGUUAAUUAUUGCAAAAUGCCUUUCGAGGAUUUUCACAACGGUAGUUAUUACGAGCCACCUUCAUCAGCUACAUGCAUCACUGUACCCAGGCACAAUGUGACUAUCAUACCUGACGUUUAUGCUGGCAUUCCAGCGAAUCUGCUACUGAAUUUGAUAGGUUUUUUGAGUUUAGUCAUACUCUUUGGAUUACUCAGAAAGAAAGCAUGGAAUUAUGGGAGACUCGCCCUUCUCCAUAAAAGUGAUAACAGAUGGAUGGAAUUGUUUUAUGGAGAUAAUGAUGGCAUUGAGGCUGAUGUGACGGCGGUAGAGGCGUCCAUUAAUACACAAUUAUCACAGAUUGACAGGGGGUUCUUUUCGUGGAUUGUCACGGCAUUUAGAGUCACUGACAAGGAGCUAUGCCGUCGUGCAGGACCCGAUGGCCUCCUGUACAUCUCCUUCCAGCGUCACAUGAUAAUUCUCACAGCCAUGAUGACAGUCGUUUCUCUAUGCGUGGCAUUGCCAAUAAACUACUCAGGCACAAUGCGCGAUUCCAACGAGACGUUCAGUCACACGACUCUCUCGAAUCUCGAGCCCACGUCCUCCUGGAUCUGGAUUCAUACGAUAAUCGUCCUGGCGUACCUUCCUAUCGGCAGUUACGUGAUGCGACGCUUCAUAAAACAGGUGCGAAAUGCUCGUCCCUCGGGGGAAUUGGCAGCUAGAACUCUCCUCAUCAGCGGAAUACCCAAGCACCAGUGCAACGUGGAGGGCCUUGCACGGUACUUCCAGGAGGCAUUCCCAACCCUGACUGUGGAGAAUGUCACAUUGGCGCAUGACAUUCGCCGGCUGUUGGCUUUGAAUGCCGAAAGAGACUGUGCGGAGCAGGCGAGACUCUACUGCGAGAGUUACAACAAGAAGAAGGAACCUCUGAAGCUCUAUCCCUAUCCGUGUGGCCAGGUAAUCGGUUGCUGCUGCAAAACCGUCGAUGCUCUAGAGUUCUACACAACCGAAGAAAUUCGUUUGACAGCUCUAGUCGAAGAAGAGCGUAAAGUGGCCCUCUCUCAGCCCCUCGGGGUGGCUUUUGUAACCCUGGGGACCCCAGGAGCUGCGAGGACAAUGCGCAGAUCCCUACGUUCAGCCUCUACAAUCAAGUGGAUUGUAGAUUACGCCCCUGCCCCGUCCGACAUCUUCUGGGAGAAUCUCUGCAUCCCCAGACCCUGCUGGUAUCUCAACGCAGUUCUCAUCAAUCUCGCCUUGGGGAUAACCUUGUUCUUCCUAACAACGCCUGUCUACAUUGUCUCAAUUCUCAACAAAAUUCCAAUCUUCCCAAAGCUCAUGAGUCUCAGUCCAGUUUUGUCCUCCUUCCUUCCCACUGUUUUGCUAGUCAGCAUUGCUGCCCUCAUGCCAGCCCUCGUUGGGCGGUGCGAGACUAUGGUCAGACACUGGACAAGGAGUGGAUUGAACAGGGCUGUCCUCAGGAAGACUCUCAUGCUCCUACUCCUGAUGGUGUUGAUUUUACCCAGUCUUGGGCUGACGAGUGCCGAGGCAAUUGUUGAUUUCAAGGCUGGUUUGUGGAAUCAAACCAAUCGAUGGGAAUGUGUCUUCCUAGCUGAUCAGGGGGCAUUCUUCGUCAAUUAUGUCAUCACAGCUUCACUACUGGGAUGCGCCUUGGAGCUUGUUCGUUUCUCCGAACUAGCUUUGUACACUUUCAGAUUGUGCAUCGCUAGGAGUCGAGCUGAAAGGGUUCACGUCAGGAAGGCAGUCCUCUGGGAAUUUCCUCUGGGGGCUCACUACGCCUGGGUACUUCUUGUGUUCUCAAUGACGACAGUCUACAGUGUCAGUUGUCCCCUUAUUACACCUUUUGGACUUGUUUACAUGCUGGUAAAGCACGUGGUGGAUCGACACAAUUUGUGCUUUGCCUAUGGACCCAGUGUGGGAGGCGGACAACUGGCCAGUGCUGCCGCUGGAGCUGCAGGAGCUGCUCCCAUACUUGCCCAGACAACUUUGCUGGCGCUGGGGUUGGUCAGGAGGGGACUCUCUCCACUGGCUGCUCUCCAGCUGAGUGGCCUCGCUGCGAGUAUCCUGGGACUCGUCACUGGCGUCACUCUGCCAGCUUCCAAACCCAAGGUUCAACCUCCUAAGAGAGAUAUGUCCACUGGACAGAACUUUGUGGCUCCAGUAUUGAGGAAGAAAUUCGGGAAUUGCAUAGGGGAAGAGACCAUCUCUCCUUCCAACUCGGAACUGACUAUGUCCACGGAUAGGAGUCCUGGUAGCCCGGAAAACCCGAGGUUGUAUCAGAAUUAUGGAAGAGAUAACUGCUGAGGGGUGAUUUUUUUUGAGGAUCAUUCGUCUAAUGAUGGAGUUUGUUUAAAGUUCCGUUAGAGUAUUUCACGUACGAAAAUUUAAUUUCAAUAGAAAAUUCUGUUGAACUUUUUAGUAGUAAAAUAUUUAAUAAAAAAGUUGUGUUGGAAAAAUCAACAGACUUUAAGAUUUUUAUUUAAUCAUUCGUUAAAAUAUUCUCAAUAAAAAUUCAUCGACUCAAGUUUCUAGGUUUUCUCGUUCGGUUGUUCAAAGAACUGGAUAUUUAUGACGAAGGAUCCCUAUAAAAAAUAUCUCAAUAGUCAAAGUUGCUUGAAACAAUGCAAUUUCAUCAAAUUUCCCGGUACAAACGGGAAAAAUUCAUUAGAACUUUUUACGCAUUUUUAAUGAGGUUUUGAUUGUAAAAUUAAAAAAAAUUGAAUGGAUAGAAGAAAUAUUUUUUCAUAAAAAUAAGUAUUAUGACAUCACAAGAAAUUUUUUUGUAUUCGUCUCAAUGUAAAUAUUUAUUUUAAUGACCAUUUUAAAGUGACACUUCAGUGCUUGAAGAAUAACAAAACUAAUGAUAUUAUCUCUCUCUGGAUUCAUUCAGCAAGGUUGUUCAAGCGAUAUUUAUGGAUAUUUGUUUAUUUGAAGAGAAAAAGUUGAUAAUUCUUCAUUUCUCCUCUCUAAACAAUGUAGUCCACCAAAUUAAUAAUUGAGAAUAAUAUUAAAUGAACGAAGUAAAAAUUUCGUUGGACGAAUAGAAGUUGUAAAAAAUCGUCAGUCCCAUUAUAAAGUUAAUAUCAACCUGAAAAAUCCCUCGUGACUUCCGAAAAUGAACAUAAGAAUUCAAAGAACUUUGAGAUCUGUAAGACGGCUGUAAUAUAUAUUAUAUAUAUUUAUGUAAACUGUGGAGUACUCAAAUUUACCACAAUCCCUAAUGCUACAUACUAAUGAAGUUGAUUGUGUCUGUUCAUUUUUUGUUUAUUAGUAUUAAAAUGCUCUAUUCUCGUACAAACUGUAUUACCCAAUUUUUCGAAAAAUUUUAUUGUAAUUCUAUGACCGCAGAAUUCUCGUGAUUCAUGCAUUAAUUUCUUAAUUAUUUAUUAAUGUAGCUUAUGUACUAUUAAUUAGAUUUUUAAGUAUACCCGUGUACAUAAUAUUAUACAAUAAACCACGCACUCAAAA